Polypterus senegalus (gray bichir) is the source of this 5820-nucleotide messenger RNA. It is a transcript of the gene braf, whose product is annotated as B-Raf proto-oncogene, serine/threonine kinase. The transcript has 19 exons. Gene Ontology annotation, molecular function: protein kinase activity; ATP binding. Gene Ontology annotation, cellular component: mitochondrion; plasma membrane; cytosol. The record is from RefSeq and is a predicted model, not a curated record. Gene Ontology annotation, biological process: protein phosphorylation; signal transduction. NCBI's taxonomy places the organism in Eukaryota, Metazoa, Chordata, Cladistia, Polypteriformes, Polypteridae. Bases 229 to 2562 code for a protein of 777 amino acids.
UUUUCAGCUGUCACCCAGUAGAUGUCCAUUCGUGAGAGCUCUCGUAACCAAAGAUAAUACUCCACACGCUGUCGAAUGUGACGCUUUCUUGCCGUUGCUGCUAAAGCCUUGAGCUGUGCGCGACUCUCGUCUUUUUCUCCCCCUUUAUAUUUCUCUCUGUCUCCCCCUCCCGCCUCUCCCUUUAUUUCUUCGCUCUAUUAUUUUCCACUCACUUUCUCGCAGUUUAAAAUGGCGGCGUUGAGCAGCGCUGAGUCCCCACCGCCUGUCUUCAACGGAGACGCCAUGGACCGUGACCCGGUACGUGAGAGCGGGUCGGCCGAAAUGGGGACGGCUUUGGAUGCCAUCGGCUCUGGGGGUAUCCCCGGGGGACCUCAGGACAUUCCGGAGGAGGUAUGGAAUAUUAAGCAAAUGAUUAAGUUGACACAAGAGCAUUUAGAAGCACUAUUAGAAAAAUUUGGAGGCGAACACAACCCCCCAUCAAUAUAUUUAGAAGCUUAUGAGGAAUACACAAGUAAACUGGAUGCACUUCAGCAAAGAGAACAGCAGCUUUUAGAGUCUAUGGGUAAUGGGACUGACAUAUCAAGUCCUUCACCUACACCAACUCUUCUUGAUGUAAAGCUGAGUGGGGGGUCUGGUUUUCCUGUGGUCCCCACAAGUCUUGCUGUCUUGCCAACUCCAAGUGAUGUCUCAAGGGGCAAUCCUAAAUCUCCCCAAAAACCCAUUGUACGAGUUUUUUUGCCGAACAAACAGAGAACAGUGGUUCCAGCUCGAAGUGGAAUGACAGUACGUGACUCACUGAAAAAAGCUUUAAUGAUGAGAGGACUUAUUCCAGAAUGUUGUGGUGUUUACAGAAAACAGGAUGAAGAGAAGAAGCCAAUUGGCUGGGAUACUGAUAUUUCUUGGUUAACAGGGGAGGAGCUGCAUGUGGAAGUAUUAGAAAAUGUUCCUUUAACAACACAUAAUUUUGUGAGGAAGACAUUCUUUACAUUGGCUUUCUGUGACUUUUGCCGGAAGCUUUUGUUUCAGGGAUUUCGGUGCCAGACAUGCGGUUACAAAUUUCAUCAGAGAUGCAGCACAGAGGUUCCACUAAUGUGUGUUAACUAUGACCAGCUUGACUUGCUGUUGGUAUCAAAAUUUUUUGAACUACACCCUAUCACACAAGAUGUAGCUUCUUCAGAAGGCACAACACCAGUAUCUGGAAUCUGUCCGUCUCUUCCACCCUCAGACUCUAGUGGAUCUCUCUGCCUCCCUACUACUUCUCCUUCCAAGUCCAUCCCGAUUCCACAGUCAUUUCGCCCUGGAGAUGAAGACCACAGGAACCAAUUUGGGCAGAGAGACCGUUCUUCCUCCGCUCCUAAUGUCCACAUCAACACAAUUGAACCAGUGAACAUUGAUGAUUUAAUUAGAGAUCAGCCAUUACAGAGGUCAGAAGGAGGAUCAUCAACUGGUCUGUCAGCUACACCUCCAGCAUCCCUACCAGGAUCUUUAACAAAUGUGAAAGCACUACAAAAAUCUCCUGCUCAGCAGAGGGAGCGCAAGUCAUCUUCCUCAUCUGAAGAUCGCAAUAAAAUGAAAACACUUGGUAGAAGAGAUUCAAGUGAUGACUGGGAAAUUCCAGAUGGACAAAUCAAUAUGGGUCAGAGGAUUGGUUCUGGUUCCUUUGGAACUGUUUACAAAGGAAAAUGGCACGGAGAUGUUGCAGUAAAGAUGCUGAAUGUUACGGCACCAACACCUCAGCAGCUGCAAGCUUUUAAGAAUGAAGUUGGAGUGCUCAGGAAAACUCGGCAUGUCAACAUUCUUCUAUUUAUGGGUUAUACAACAAAGCCACAGCUAGCCAUUGUUACUCAGUGGUGUGAAGGAUCAAGUCUUUACCACCACCUGCACAUCAUUGAAACAAAGUUUGAGAUGAUCAAACUAAUUGAUAUUGCACGACAAACUGCACAAGGAAUGGACUAUUUGCACGCUAAAUCUAUCAUCCACAGAGAUCUUAAAAGCAACAAUAUUUUCUUGCAUGAAGACCUUACAGUAAAGAUAGGUGAUUUUGGAUUGGCAACUGUGAAGUCUAGAUGGAGUGGAUCACACCAGUUUGAGCAGUUAUCAGGAUCUAUUCUUUGGAUGGCCCCAGAAGUAAUACGCAUGCAGGAUAAGAAUCCUUACAGCUUCCAGUCUGAUGUCUACGCCUUUGGAAUUGUGCUUUAUGAACUCAUGACAGGACAACUACCUUAUUCCAAUAUCAACAAUAGAGACCAGAUUAUUUUUAUGGUGGGACGAGGAUACCUCUCACCAGAUCUCAGUAAAGUACGAAGCAACUGUCCCAAAGCAAUGAAGAGAUUAAUGGCAGACUGCUUAAAAAAGAAACGCGAAGAAAGACCAUUGUUUCCUCAGAUUUUAGCUUCUAUAGAGCUUUUGGCUAGAUCAUUACCGAAAAUCCACCGCAGCGCCUCAGAGCCAUCUCUAAACCGAGCUGGAUUUCAAACAGAGGACUUCAGCUUAUAUGCCUGUGCCUCUCCUAAAACACCAAUUCAAGCUGGUGGAUAUGGGGAGUUCACUGCCUUCAAGUAGCAAAGAUGGUUCUGCCAUUACAUCCUUUGUCACUUUCUCUAAAGUCUUGUGUUCCUACAGUGGGUUCAUCCAUUUACAAUUAAAAAUUUCAAAGUGUUCUGUUCUCUUCCUUUCAACUUGAAGAUGAACCCUGCUGGAACAGCAAAAAAUAAAAUUAAAUAAAAAAGAGGUGAAAUCUCAACCAUAACCAGGAAAGGAAAAGGCAAAAGGAAAAAAGCAGAAUUCUGCUGAAAGCCUGAGCUGCAUCCUGUCAGUUUCCCUUCAGAAAACUGAACUACUAGAAUGGAAGGAAGACAGAAGGAACGACAGAGACCACAACUGUUGCAGAGGAGCGGCUUCACCUUCAUUUCCUAUUAGGGUUUGGGGUGGGAUGAGAGUGUAUAGCAUCUGCACUUUGAAUUUUGGCACUGAGGAUUUGUUGGAAAUAAUGUUGCUUGGUGAAAAUAGUGAUGGCAACUGAUCAGAUAUAACCAGCUAUAUCUAGUUCUGCACCUGCUUCUUCAAGUUAUUCACCAGGUAGAGCUUGAUUUGAAGACUUGAAAACAUUUUGGUGGAAAGAAGGGGUGUAAUUUUGUGUAAGGUUGGGUAGUUAUUUUUGCUGGUAAUUAGCAAUUGUUUCUGAAGUUGACUAGCUUUGGAACAUAAUUUACUAGUUGCCAGUCUUUAAAUGAUUAAAAAAUAUGAAUAAAUAUAUCCCUUUAGAUAUUAUUUUAGAGGUUCUCCACAUGGACUGAGCAUGUUUUCUCAGGGUCUACAGAAUGCCAAGGAAGACAAUUCAGUUUUGAAUUGAAUCUAGACCGUUAUUUUUCCUAAAGCCUUAUGCAUGUUAAAGCCCCAAUCCAUUGCUCAAGGCAGUUUUUUUUUUUCUUUUUCAUUUUCUUAAAUGAACUCUGCAUAUGCACCAACAUGCCAUUAACUACAUAUACAGUAUAAACAAAAGACUGUAAGAAAAUGUUCAAAGUUCUUUUAUUAAGAGAACAGAGUACUAACAUUCCAAAAGCAGUUAAUAGUCUUACAGUUAUUUAUUAGUUGCUUCUUCUGCUUUUGUUUCUUAUCUGUGUGGACAGGCAGGCCUGUAAUCAUCCAGAUAUUUUUUGACCUCUUACUAUAGGUGUAAGUUUAAAAUCAAUUUGAAAAAAAAUCACUUCUUUUUGUAAUUAACAGAAGUAGUUUAAAGCAAUUUCAUGUGGUGCAGCAGCGACAAAAAUAUUUAUUAUCUUUGUUAUUAUUGAAUUUCUUAAAAUUAUCUGAUGAGCCAUUCCUUUUAGACAUUGCACUGUGUGCAUUUUCAUUGGCAGAAGAAUGUCUUCAGGCAAUUAAAAUAUUUUGUGUUUCACUUAUAAGCUUACUUUUAUUUUUAAACCUACUAUAAACAGUGCAUACCUUAUGUUUAUAUUUAAUGAAUGCUGAUGUAAGCCCUGAGAAACAUGCAAAACUAUAGUAGAGUACAUUAUCUCAUAAAUACUCUUUGAUAAAUCUAAAACAAGCAAAAAAACAAAUCAGUCAAAAUUCUAAGGGAUGAAUGACAACAUUUUUAAGACAAAAUACAACUUUUUUUAUUUAUUUAUUUAUUUUUAUGUAUAACAUUUUGCAUUCCAGGCCUCUUUCCUUAUGCAGAAUCAGAUACUUUUAUUUUAAAGGAGUGGUAUUGUUAAAAUAGAAGAUUCUGUAACCUCUUCUGGGAAUGCCAUUUAAUUUCCUACUUGUUUAUGUAUGUGUGUUUGAGAAUGAAUGAGUAUGUUUAAGUUUUAUUAAAUAUUCUACUUAAAGUACCUGGUUAUUCAGAUAUGAUAUUUAAAAUUUUGGAACCUUACAAAGGUGCAUCUGAAAUUUUCAGAUAGAAGGAAAUAAAUGAUAUGGUGGAAAAAGCUUGAUCCCUUUUUAAUCGAUAGUAUAAUAUACUCUAUAAAGAAUGCAUCCUCUGAUAUAUAUGUUCAGCAUUACUCAGCCCGUUACAUUAUAUUAAUAAAUAUUUACAAUUUAAUCAAGUAAAAAGUAAGGCUUUAAAAUGUCAAGGACAUUUGUUAAUUUGCUAUAAAGAGAAUUCUGUCACUAAUAAGGAAUAUACUUUGUCAACAUUUGACAGCAAUUGGGUUUUGGAUGACUUUUAUAUAUUAAAAAAAACAUUUUUUAUUAUUAUCCAUGUGAUGGUUUUUAGGAGAAAGCAAAAAAUAAGCAUUAAUCAUAAAUUUAUUUUCCUCAAAGUUUAUUUCCUAAAAAUGAACACAGAUAAAAGCCUCACAUUAACUGUUUUGUCUGGUGAUUAUGUAUUCAUUAAAUCAUUUUGUCACAUUUUCAACUGACAAGCAGCUGGCUUUAAUACCUUCCUGAUUUCUGAAGCGUGCACUGUAUUGCAAAUAAAGUUUGUUCUGAUGAAAAAGCACAUUACUUUUAAAUUUCAGCAGUUCAGCCUGUUAGUAAAUUUUCAUCAUGAUUUUUCAUUCCAACAGUAUAUAGGAUGUGCAUUGAAAAUUGUGUGAAAAUUCUCCAUUCACACCACAUCUGCCUCACAUUUACGGAAGAUACCUUUUUAUUGUAUAUAUGUGUAUGUGUGUGUGUAUAUAUAUAUAUAUAUAUAUAUAUAUAUAUAUAUAUAUAUAUAUACAGUAUAUAAAAUUAACACAAGAUUUCAGAUUGUGCUGCAUGGUGACAUAUGUAGAUGAAAAAAGCAAGUUAUGAAUGUAAAGGUGUUUCUGGAAUUACAGAUACAAAAAGUCCCAAAAAUCGUAAAUGCCAAUACAUAAACAGGAUGGAAACUUAAUGCCUUUAAUGCUUAAGGUGCUAAAUGAACUGCUUAGUAAAGCAGAGGUGUGUUGAUUCCUUGUAGUAUCUUGAAAGAAAUUAUUUUGUUACAGCAUUUACCACAUACAACCAAAUUCAUGCAAAUAGAAUACAUUUUGGAGCAUUAACCUGCUGUAUGCAAUGAAAAAUAAAAUAAAAAUCAUGCUCACAUUCUGAUAGCUUAUAAUAAAGAGAAUAUUUAUUCAGUUAUCAUAGUAUAAUAUAAUUAAAAUGCAGAUCAUGUUUUUCUGAUACCAGUAAACUAAUGUUCAAUGUGCUUUUUUCAUUCAUUAUGAAAAUAUUGUCACUUUCAUAAUGAUUCCUGCCUAACUUAUUACCACUUUCACAUCCAUAUUAGACUAUGCAAGCAACAAUCUCAAAUGUUUGUCUUUAAACACCUUUUUUAUGAAUGCCAUCCUUUUUCUUAUCUUUUUUCCUAACUCUUAUUUUACCAUUACAGUUUUUUCAUUUUAUGUG